Molecule: messenger RNA, 6068 nt
Organism: Calypte anna (Anna's hummingbird)
Lineage: Eukaryota; Metazoa; Chordata; Aves; Apodiformes; Trochilidae
Gene: WDR7
Product: WD repeat domain 7
Exons: 27
Coding region: 141-4514 (1457 amino acids)
Cellular component (GO): cytoplasm
Molecular function (GO): protein binding
Source: RefSeq, a predicted model, not a curated record
GACAGCGGCGGCGGGAGUCACGGCAGCGGGCGGCGUGUCAGCUGCUGAGCGCACCGGAGACACAGGGAGGGGCGGGCGGAGGGGGCGAGGCGCCCCGGGACCCUCCCCACCGCCCCGCCGGCAGCAGGUGUGAGAGCAGCAUGGCCGGGAACAGCCUGGUGCUGCCCAUCGUCCUGUGGGGCCGCAGGGCCCCCACCCACUGCAUCUCCACCCUCCUGCUGAUGGAUGACACCUCCGUGGUGGUCACCGGCUGUCACGACGGGCAGAUAUGUCUCUGGGACCUCUCCCCAGACCUGGAGGUCAACCCCAGAGCCCUGCUGUUUGGCCACACAGCCUCAGUGACCUGUUUAUCCAAGGCCUCUGCUUCCAGUGACAAGCAGUACAUAGUCAGUGCUUCAGAGAGUGGGGAGAUGUGUCUGUGGGACGUGAAUGAUGGGAGGUGCAUAGAGUUCACUAAGCUAGCCUGCACACACACUGGCAUACAGUUCUAUCAGUUUGCAGUUGGGACUCAGCGUGAAGGGAGGCUCCUGUGCCAUGGACAUUAUCCAGAAAUUCUUGUUGUGGAUGCUACCAGCCUUGAGGUUCUUUAUUCUUUAUUAUCAAAGAUAUCUCCUGACUGGAUCAGCUCCAUGGCCAUCAUCCGAUCCAACAGAACACAAGAGGACACUGUUGUAGCAGUUUCAGUGACUGGCAUCCUGAAAGUAUGGAUAAUAACCUCUGAAGUCAGUCGAAUGCAGGACACAGCACCAGUGUUUGAAAAGGAGUCCAAACCCAUUUAUUGUCAGAACUGUCAGAGCAUUUCCUUCUGCACAUUCACCCAGCAGUCCCUGCUGGUUGUGUGCUCCAAGUACUGGCGGGUUUUUGAUGCUGGAGAUUAUUCCCUCUUGUGUUCAGUCCCGAGUGAAAAUGAUCAGACCUGGACUGGUGGCAGCUUUGUGGCAGCUGAUAAAGUGGUUUUGUGGACAGAAGAUGGACAAAGUUUCAUAUAUAAAUUACCAGCCAGCUGUCUACCAGCCAGUGAUUCCUUCCGCAGGGAUGUGGGGAAAGCAGUGGAAAACCUAAUCCCACCCUUAUUGUACAGUGUGUUGGACAGAGCAGAUAAACAGCUGCUGUUAUGUCCUCCAGUUACUCGAUUCUUCUGUGGGCAGAGGGAGUUUCCCUAUAAACUGUUAAUCCAGGGAGACUCUUCAGGGAGGCUGUGUAUUUGGAGUGUGCCUGAGACUCUUGAACAAGAUGAUGGUGCCAAAGGACUGCAGACAACAACUUCAUUAUCCCUCCAGGAAGCUUUUGAUAAGCUUAGCCCUCGUCCUGCUGGGAUCAUAGACCAGCUGAGCUUGCUCCCAAACCUGGAGGAGCCCCUGCGGGUGACAGCCAGCGUGUACAUCCCUGCCCACGGGCGCCUGGUCUGUGGCCGGGAGGAUGGCAGCAUCGUCAUCGUGCCAGCCACCCAGACUGCCAUUGUCCAGCUGCUCCAGGGGGAGCACACCCUGAGGAGAGGCUGGCCACCUCACCGCACCCUGCGAGGCCACCGAAACAAAAUCACAUCUUUACUGUACCCUCACCAGGUCUCUGCUCGGUAUGACCAAAGGUAUCUGAUCUCAGGUGGUGUGGAUUUCUCAGUCAUCAUAUGGGAUAUAUUUUCUGGAGAGAUGAAACAUAUCUUCUCUGUACAUAGUGGAGAAAUUACACAGCUUCUAGUUCCACCAGAAAACUGUAGUGCAAGAGUCCAGCACUGUGUUUGCUCUGUUGCCAGUGACCACUCAGUGGGGCUUCUGAGCCUGCGGGAGAAAAAAUGCAUCAUGCUGGCAUCUCGGCACCUCUUCCCUGUCCAGGUGAUAAAGUGGAGACCUUCUGAUGACUACCUGGUGGUAGGGUGUUCAGAUGGCUCUGUCUACGUCUGGCAGACAGACACUGGUGUCCUGGACAGGUGUGUGAUGGGGAUCACAGCAGUGGAGAUCCUGAAUGCCUGUGACGAGGCUGUCCCUGCUGCCGUGGAGGCACUCAGCCACCCUGCCAUCAACCUGAAGCAGGCCAUGACCCGCCGCAGCCUGGCUGCCCUCAAGAACGUGGCACACCAGAAACUCCAGACUCUUGCCACCAACCUGCUGGCUUCUGAGGCCUCUGACAAGGGGAAUUUACCUAAAUAUUCCCACCACUCCCUGGUGGUUCAGGCUAUAAAGACUAACCUGGCAGAUCCAGAUGUACACGUGCUCUUCUUCGACGUAGAAGCCCUGAUCAUUCAGCUGCUGACAGAGGAGGCCUCCAGACCCAACACAGCUGUCAUUUCUCCAGAGAAUGUACAGAAAGCUUCUGGUGGGCCUGACAAAGGAGGCUCCUUUCUGGGAGGGAAACGAGCAGCUGUCAUUUUCCAGCAGGUCAAGGAAACCAUCAAAGAGAACAUAAAAGAGCAUCUCCUCGAUGAUGACGACGAGGAUGAGGAGCUGAUGAGACAGAGGAGAGAAGAUGGUGACCCAGAAUAUCGCUCUAGCAAAUCUAAGCCAUUAACUUUGUUAGAAUACAAUCUAACCAUGGACACAGCAAAGCUUUUUAUGUCCUGUCUGCAUGCCUGGGGCCUGAAUUCUGGUCUAGAUGAGCUUUGCCUUGAACGUCUGGGGAUGCUUAAGCCCCACUGUUCGGUGUCCUUUGGCCUCCUGUCCAGAGGAGGCCACAUGUCUCUGAUGCUUCCUGGCUAUAACCAGCCUGUAGGCAAGCCAGAGUGUGAGAGUGAGGAGUUGGGAAGGAAAAUGUCCAUUACAGAGGGGCUGGGGAAGGGGACAUAUGGUGUGUCACGUGCUGUCACCACUCAGCACCUCCUGUCAGUCAUCUCUCUGGCCAACACACUGAUGAGUAUGACCAAUGCUACCUUUAUUGGAGACCACAUGAAGAAAGCUCCCACCAGGUCACCUAAGCCAGGCACUCCUGAGAUGUCAAGAGUGAAGGCAUCCCCUCCACCUGCAAGUCCUACAGUCCAAGGACAAAUUAAACAAGGGUGGAGCCAGCUGGCUGCCAUGCACUGUGUGAUGCUCCCUGACCUGCUGGGACUGGACAAGUUCAGGCCCCCUCUCCUGGAGAUGCUGGCUCGCAGGUGGCAGGACCGGUGCUUGGAGGUGAGAGAAGCUGCCCAGGCCCUGCUGCUGGCAGAGCUGAGAAGAAUUGAGCAGGCAGGUCGGAAGGAAACCAUUGAUGCCUGGGCUCCUUACCUGCCCCACUACAUGGACAGUGUUAUCUCACCUGGAGUGACCACAGAAGCCAUUCAGACUGGAAGUGCCAGCCCAGAUUCACUGGGGACAGAAGCAAAAGUUCAGGAGGAAGAGCAUGACCUGGUGGAUGAUGACAUCACAGCUGGCUGUCUGUCUGGUCUGCCACAAAUGAAGAAGAUCUCCACGUCCUACGAGGAGAGGCGCAAGCAAGCCACAGCCAUCGUGCUGCUGGGGGUGAUCGGGGCAGAGUUUGGGGCUGAGAUUGAGCCCCCAAAACUGCUGACCCGGCCCCGCAGCUCCAGUCAGAUUCCUGAGGGCUUUGGGCUGACCAGUGGUGGAUCAAAUUAUUCCUUGGCCAGGCACACAUGCAAGGCCCUGACCUUCCUGCUGCUGCAGCCCCCCAGCCCCAAGCUGCCUGCCCACAGCACCAUCCGCAGGACUGCCAUCGACCUCAUCGGCCGGGGCUUCACCGUCUGGGAGCCCUACAUGGACGUCUCGGCCGUGCUCAUGGGGCUGCUGGAGCUCUGCGCCGACGCCGAGAAGCAGCUGGCCAACAUCACAAUGGGGCUGCCCCUCAGCCCCGCCGCCGACUCCGCACGCUCGGCCCGGCACGCUCUGUCCCUCAUUGCCACUGCCAGACCUCCUGCCUUCAUCACCACCAUCGCCAAGGAGGUGCACAGACACACUGCCCUGGCUGCCAACACCCAGUCCCAGCAGAACAUCCACACCACCACCCUGGCACGGGCUAAAGGGGAGAUCCUGAGGGUCAUUGAGAUCCUGAUUGAGAAGAUGCCUACUGACGUCGUGGACCUGCUGGUGGAGGUUAUGGACAUCAUCAUGUAUUGCCUUGAAGGAUCUUUAGUUAAGAAGAAGGGUCUUCAGGAAUGCUUCCCAGCUAUCUGCAGGUUCUACAUGGUCAGCUACUACGAGAGGAGCCACAGAAUAGCAGUUGGAGCUCGCCACGGUUCAGUGGCCCUCUACGACAUCCGGACUGGGAAAUGUCAGACCAUCCAUGGCCACAAGGGCCCCAUCACAGCUGUGGCGUUUGCCCCCGACGGUCGGUACCUCGCCACCUACUCCAACUCUGACAGCCACCUCUGCUUCUGGCAGAUGAACACCUCCCUGCUGGGGAGCAUCGGCAUGCUCAACUCCGCCCCGCAGCUCCGGUGUGUCAGAACCUACCAGGUACCGCCGGUCCAGCCCGCCUCGCCGGGCUCACACACCGCCCUGCGCCUGGCCCGCCUCAUCUGGACCUCCAACCGGAACCUCAUCCUCAUGGCCCACGACGGCAAGGAGCACCGCUUCGUGGUUUAGGGUACAGCCCCGAGCUGCUCCCGGACCCUUCCCCGGACACGGGGCUGGCGCUGCCCUGCGGGAGGAAGGCGCGGGGACGGGAUGCGGGGGGGAACUGGGAGCACUGGGAGCACUGGGAUGGCGCUGAGCUCACGCAGCCCUCGUCGCACCCCUUGUUCCUUCGGAGGCUCUCGCGGUGUCCCGGUGUUUUCCCAAAACCUGGUGUUUACAUGGACUUUCUCCUGGUGACCACUGAAUGCCGGGGGGCAGCGGGCCCCGGGGCCAAGCACGGGGGGUCCUGGGCUCGCUGCCCCCAGGGGAGGGGAUGGAGUCUCGGGAUGUCCCAAGCCAGAGGGGAGGUUUCCUCCUGGUUUUCAAGAGCCUGGGAAGUGCUGCUGUUGCCCAGUCACUGUUUGCUUUAGUCUGGAAGAAAGAAUAGUCCUCGUGUACAUAAAGAAAAAAAAAAUAAUCCUCAUUAAGAUGGAAUAGCAGACUUGAUAAAAGGAGUAUUUAUAUAUAAAGUGGGUUUUUCUGCUAUCAUUGCAGGUAUUUGUUGAAAAAAAAAAAAAAAAAAACAAAACCUAAACAAAAGACCAAAAGGUUGUUCUUCCUAAAGCUGCUCCCAUUUGUGCCAGGCCAUGCCCCCACGCCGUGCCAGCCUGUGCUCAGGUCACAGCCCAGGGAUGGACACAGUGGCACAAGUGGCAUCAGUGGGAGCGAAUCUGGCUGGGAAAAUGGUGCAGAGCGUGUAGGAGGUAAGCUGUUCAGAGGGGUGUGUUGGAACAUUUUCUUCAGUAGGAAUAUUCCUAUGUAACAUUAGCUGUGACUGUGUUUCUCUCUUCUUACAUAUCUAAUUUUGUGAAAUAUUUAAUAGUGUGGAAGUAUGCUGGUUUAUGUUCACAGUAAAGAGAAAAAGAAAUCUAUAAAAUAUUAUUUUAUUUAAACAUAUUGAUGUAUAUGUUUGUAUAGCUUUUUCUUUGCCGGUUUUGCCUGAGAAGCUCACAGAACCAAGGUGGCUGUCUUUACAUGAUAAAGUAAAAAUGGUACUUAGAGAAUCCUCCCUUCCCCCAAAAGGAAUAAAUUAAUUUAAAAAAUGGCUUCUAAACAUAAAAAGCAUUGAUUUAUUUUAUUUUUUUUAGGUGGUCUUUGUAGUGCACUGUACAUGGAAAGUGAGAUUUGCAGUCCAGAAGCUACAUAUCUGUUUGCUGUUUAAAAAUAACCCUAGAACCCAAUAAAAAGCAAGGAAUUGAGACCAUUAGGAAUGUUGAGCACCAGCUGCCAUGAAGUUUGGUCUUUUCUCUGGCGGGGAUGUAGUGUGCAUAGUAGAGAACUCUGUGGUAGGACCAGGGUCUCUUCUCAGUGAACUGCUGCAUGUCCAUCGUGUUUGUGUGGCUACGUCUGUAACCUUGGAGGGGCAAAAAGAGAUAAAGAGGAGAGAGAGCUCACAGGGACUGUCCCUGAGCAGCUCAGGGCCUGUGGUUUGUGCUGAGGGACCCUGGGAGCCUCCUCCUCUUCCUCCUCCUCCUCCUCCUCCUCCUCUCACCAGCCCCCGGCCGCCCGCGGUGUGUACGAAGC